AUGCAACUAAAUUCCACCCGAUUUUUCCACAAUGUGGAUUAUCGGGUCUUCAUUGCAUUCCUUAAACGGUUUCUGGUACAAGGAGAGGCAUCCAUUCAUGCUUUACACUCAACACCAUCUACUGCUGCUGCUCCGCAAGCUCCAUAUCAUGUCAGUGGCUUCAGGAGUUCCACUAUCCAUCAACUUAUCCAGAAGAGCCCCUUGAAGCCUGGAGGACUAGCGAAACCAUUAAUUGCCACAUUUUAUAUUAUCGAUGUGGCUUUCUUCUCCCAUACAUCACUCAAACAUGGCGAAUCCGUAUGGGGAAAAUUAAAAAUUCAUAAAAACCCUAAUGUGGAUUAUCGGGUAGAACUAUCCUCCGUAGAACCUUCAGAGCGUUGA
Molecule: messenger RNA, 381 nt
Organism: Thelazia callipaeda (thelaziosis nematode)
Lineage: Eukaryota; Metazoa; Nematoda; Chromadorea; Rhabditida; Thelaziidae
Source: the annotation of a GenBank genome assembly